Messenger RNA from Triticum aestivum (bread wheat), 2243 nucleotides. Its product is annotated as ABC transporter E family member 2-like. Gene Ontology annotation, molecular function: ATP binding; ATP hydrolysis activity. Bases 1116 to 2243 code for a protein of 375 amino acids. Lineage: Eukaryota; Viridiplantae; Streptophyta; Magnoliopsida; Poales; Poaceae. The record is from RefSeq and is a predicted model, not a curated record. The transcript has 8 exons.
AUCGCCCACCCCAGCGAUCGAUUCAGCCCCGGCGAGUUCUCCACCUGAAAAAAAGAGCGAUCUACGCGAGCCUUUCCAAUUCCAUCAAGGCAAUCAUGCAGGCACAUCUAUUCGAGCCCUAAGCCGCCGCCGCCGCCCGACGUUCGUACCGGUAUUGGCGUAUUGCCGGCUCCUAUCUCUCCUGCGUCCUGGUAGCGAUAAAAGGAAAAUAAAGAAGGCCGUGGAAAAAUUGGUACAAUCACAACAGGGAGAUAUGCACAAAUUUCUCAGGAGUAAAAUUGGUGCUUCCACUGCUUUUGAUAAAGCAAGAUGAUGAGUUGGCGAUGGUUGCCAUAGAGGAAGAGUUGUAACCUAUUGGGAAUUCAGAAUAUUACCAGGGAGAAGAAAAUGUCGACACCAACAUCGGAAGUAACAAUGUAAGUGACUUUGAUCAGAAUGUAAGUAAUUCAUCAGAUGCACACACAUAGUUUGCUAGUCUUGAUGAACAACAUGUUCAUACUCCUAAUAUUUAUGAUCCAAGCAAUCGGGAUAAUCUUGAUACUAAAUCAAGAGACAUUUUAGUUGAGAAAGGGCUGUGAGAGAGGAAAAAAAAUGGAAUACCAUGUAGAUGGAGCAGGAAGACAUUUUUCAUAUGCUCAUUAUCAUAGGAAAUUAAGCAAUGGAGAGAAACAUAAUAGAAAGUGGCUAGUUUAUUCAAAAGUUCUCCAUAAAGUUUUUUGCUUCUCUUGUAAGAUCUUCUAUUGUAGUGUCUGCUAUGGAGAUUUUCGAGCAUUGUCAGAGAAGUUGAUUGCUAUUCUAAUAUCUCCAUUGCUUUCACGGUCGCAUCGGCCGAAAGAAGCUUUCCAAAGUUAAAAUUAUUGAAGAAUUAUUUGAGGUCAACAAUGACUCAGGAGAGGUUAAAUGGCUUUCCUGCAUUUUGCAUUGAGAAGAAAUUAUUGGAUGAGAUUGACAUCGACCCUAUCAUAAGUGACUUUGCAUGGAGGAACGUAGAAGAAAGUUUUAAGUAAGGGCCCCGGGUUUUAGUUUCGCCCCGGGCCCGCAAAAUCUCAGGACCGGCCCUGGUCUCAGGUUUAUCUGGUGGUGAGCUGCAAAGAUUUGCUAUUGCUGCUCGUGCCAUGAAGGAGGCAGACAUUUAUAUAUUUGAUGAACCAUCCUGCUAUCUCGACGUGAAACAAAGGUUGAAAGCUGCACAAGCUAUCCGUUCAUUGCUUCAACCCAAAAGUUAUGUAAUUGUUGUGGAGCAUGAUCUUAGCAUUCUCGACUACUUAUCAGACUACAUAUGCUGUCUUUAUGGGACUCCAGGAGCAUAUGGUGUUGUUACUUUACCCUCUUCAGUCAGAGAAGGAAUUAACAUUUUCCUAAAUGGCUUCAUACCAACAGAAAAUUUGCGUUUCCGUGAGGAGAAACUCACAUUUCGAGUCACCGAGUCUACCGAGGAGAAAACAGAGGGUCAGAUACACCAAUGCUACAACUAUCCUGCCAUGAUCAAAACAAGACGUGGCUUCAAGCUUUCGGUCACAGAAGGUAGCUUUAAUGGUUCCCAAAUAAUUGUCAUGCUUCGUGAGAAUGGUACCGGGAAGACAACAUUUAUUCGUAUGCUGGCGGGGGAAUUGAAACCAGACGAAGUAAGUGAUGAGCAAGUUGACAUGCCUGCAUAUACUGUCUCAUACAAGCGUCAGGAAUUGGUCUCCAAAUAUAGCUCUACAGUAUCAGUGAGGGACCUUCUGCACGAGAAAAUACCUGGAUCAUGCACGCAAGCUCAGUUCAGAUCUGAUGUCAUGAAACCAAUGAAAAUUGAGGAACUCAUGGACAGGCAGGUUGCAAAUCUUUCUGGUGGAGAGCUGCAAAGGGUUAAACUCUGUAUUUGCCUCGGAAAGCCUGCUGAUAUUUACCUGAUAGAUGAACCAAGUGCUCAUCUUGAUUCAGAGCAGCGCCUUAUUGCAGCAAAGGUGAUAAAAAGGUUUAUCCUUCACCAAAAGAAAACGGCUUUCAUCGUCGAGCAUGAUUUAAUCAUGGCAGCCUACCUGGCCGAUAAGGUACUCGUUUUCGAGGGAAGACCUUCGGUUGAAUGUACUGCAAGUGCACCAGAGUUUCUGGCAUCUGGAAUGAACCGUUUUCUGUCACAUCUAGAUGUCACUUUUAGGACCGAUCCGACGACCCACAGGCCUCGGAUUAACAAGCUGGGCUCUGUGAAGGACACUGAGCAGAAAGCUGCAGGGUGCUACUACUACCUUGACGAUUAA